AUGAAAGAAUUUAUGAAGUUGACUACAAGUCAGGGCUGGAUAGGAAUUUUGAGAGUUAGAAGUCUGACAUGUUGCUGUCAAAACAUAAAAUUAUUGAAGGAAUCAAUAGCGUUCAAUAACUUUUGCAAUACGCACACAGAUCACCGCUCUCAGCUUGAUGGCGAUGAACACUUGAAAGAUAAGAUUUUUCAUCCUUCGCAUUGUACUCUUCAUCAUAUUCUUUACUUCGCUCUUUCCAUGACGUUAAUGUUGAUAGAUCAUGUAACAUUCACCCAGCCAUCAACCUAG
This is a messenger RNA of Clunio marinus, 288 nucleotides long. NCBI's taxonomy places the organism in Eukaryota, Metazoa, Arthropoda, Insecta, Diptera, Chironomidae. The record is from the annotation of a GenBank genome assembly.